Messenger RNA from Macrosiphum euphorbiae (potato aphid), 249 nucleotides. NCBI's taxonomy places the organism in Eukaryota, Metazoa, Arthropoda, Insecta, Hemiptera, Aphididae. The record is from the annotation of a GenBank genome assembly.
AUGGAAACUGACCAUAGAAUAAGAAUGUUGGAAAUAGAAAAUUUACCAUUUGUUCAGGUUCCGUCUGUUCUUCCUCCAAUUACCAACUCUGAUCGAAUGUGUGUAGUUUGCUCUAUUUCAGAGAAAACGCAUGCGUUCAUACCAUGUGGACACAUAGCUGUGUGUGGUGAUUGCCUAAUAUUAUUGGACCCGCAACGCUGUCCAUUAUGUAACCAGCAAUUUACAGCAUUUUUAAGAAUUUGGUCAUAA